AUGGUAUCCAGUUCGCUCCUCCUGUCCGCUGCGGCGCUGCUGCUGGUGUCGCCAUCGACGGCGUCCUCUGCAAGCGGCGCCGUCCAGGACAUCAUCGAGCAGCUCUCGACGGGCUGCCGUGCCGGCAUCGACGACUCGGCGGCCGUGGAGGAGAUUCGGCUCGGCCAGGAGGAGAUCAGCGAGAUGGUCACGUCCAUCCAGAAGCAGGCGGCGCAGGAGGCUGAGGAGUGUCCCAGCGGAUGGACGCGACACAGAGACAGCUGCUACCUGAUCCCGCUGUCCAAGUCGAGCUGGUACGAGGCGCAGCACCACUGCGCGGCGCUGGACCGGCGCGCGCGGCUCGCCACGGUGGCCCCGUCGGCGGGCGACUUCACGGAACAGCUGGUCGCCUCCACCAGAGGCAGCUACGGCGCCUGGAUCGGCCUGUCGCGUCUGGAGCAGGCUGGGGAGUUCGGCUGGAUUGACGGCGCGCGCCCGGUGGCUACGCGCUGGAACACGGGUGAGCCGAGCGGCGACGGCGACUGUGUGCACAUCUGGGGGCCGGAGCACGGCGCGGCGAAAGGCUGGAACGACCUGCCCUGCCAUAUCGCCAGUCAUAUCCUGUGUCAGAUCAAACUGAGGUAA
This is a messenger RNA of Amphibalanus amphitrite, 624 nucleotides long. RefSeq names its product lactose-binding lectin l-2-like. The record is from RefSeq and is a predicted model, not a curated record. The coding region runs from base 1 to 624 and encodes 207 amino acids. Lineage: Eukaryota; Metazoa; Arthropoda; Thecostraca; Balanomorpha; Balanidae. The transcript has a single exon.